Messenger RNA from Linum trigynum, 501 nucleotides. NCBI's taxonomy places the organism in Eukaryota, Viridiplantae, Streptophyta, Magnoliopsida, Malpighiales, Linaceae. The record is from the annotation of a GenBank genome assembly.
AUGAAUGGAAACGGAGUGCUGGCAGCGUUCUGGGCGAUCCUCGCAGUCUGCCUCUCCAACCAGGCGGCGGUGGUGAGGUCCCAUCCACCAUCGAAUUCCAAGUGGCGAGUGGUAGUCGACACGCCUAUCCAUGUUAAGCCUGCCGAUCAAAGUCUCGGCCUGUGGAAUAGGAAACAGAAGCGGUGGGUAUUCAUUGCAGAUUCAAAAGUCUCGAAUGACAUAAGAAUUGGUAAAAAACAAAAACAGACGUGGAAGGGGGCAUGGCGGUUUGCCCUGCCGUCCUCGAUGGAAGUGGAAGGAUGCUCUGGGGAUGAUUCAUGUCAAUCAUCAAGUAAUAGACCCACUCCUUCGCAGUCGUAUACGACCCGGGAUUGGAGCUACUCUCAGGUGCUGCUAGUCGAUGUAGAUAUGUCGGAAACGGUCACCGGAGAUGAUGAUAACCGGAAAAAGAUCUUACGCCAGGUUCUAGUUAGGCUGCCGACGAGGACCACAAGCCGAUAA